Molecule: messenger RNA, 936 nt
Organism: Halichondria panicea
Lineage: Eukaryota; Metazoa; Porifera; Demospongiae; Suberitida; Halichondriidae
Product: transmembrane protein 272-like
Exons: 5
Coding region: 117-791 (224 amino acids)
Source: RefSeq, a predicted model, not a curated record
GUAUUAUAUGAAUUGUGCAUUUCAAGGUGUGGUAAUUUGACCUUAGCACUUAGUAAACAUUGCAUAAGCGAUCAGCUAGUCUAGCUAAAGCUACAACAAGUUAAACUGUGUAUACAAUGGCGAGUGAUGCUCCUCCAGCCUACACUGAGGCCACCAAGGAUGGCCCCCCUGCGUACGAGACAUUGUUUCCUGUGAAUGCAAUCAAAGAGGCCAAAGAAAACUCGAGUAACAAGGGUACCUUUGCUGCCAAGCUCUGUGAAAUUAUCUGCGGAUCUUUUGCUUGCUUGUGCUGUCUCUUCAUCAUGGCUGCUCUCCCCCUGGCUAUGGUUGUGGUUGGUGGACUGCACGUGGGUAAUUGUGAGGGUCAACACUUUAUUCCGAUCUGGCUGAUAGUGUUCGGGUCAGUGAGUCUCCUUCAUACGAUCGUGAGCAGUCUCAAAUACUGUGCCAAAAUCGGGGCCAAGAAAACCGAACAAGAUGGAGAAAACAGAAAUCAGAAUAUGGCCAGUCGAGGUGGAAGUGGGUGUGAGAGUUUGUUGUCUGUGUUUCUCUUCAUCUGGACAAUUGUUGGAAGUUCAUGGGUCUUCAGCUUCUAUUAUAACACCUGGGCUCCUAAUGAUUGCACCAACAGUUACAACAGGGCUAUGUGUGAGUGUGACGCUGUCCCGUUCCUCUUCUCUUACAUCACUCUGAUAAUCAUGUACACUGUGAGCCUACUCAUCUGCUGCUGUGGCUGUUUCUGUAUUGUUUGUCUCGGAUUGAUCGCUGGGACUGCCACCACUGAGGAAUAAAAUACAGUUGUUGUGUGAACAUAACUAUCGUAGAUGUUGAACUUGUAUAACUGUAGAUCAUCAAAUUCUCACAUAAUUAUAGGCAGUUUUUGUUUUUCAGUUUUUCAUGUACCAGUGCAGUAUGAUUGUGUUUCUGACUGUAAAA